AUGUUCUCUCAGCGACGGAUCAGGCUUCUGCUCAUAGCCGCCGUGGUGCUGAUGGUCACCAUCUUCUACUAUUCGGGCGACGCCGGGACAAUACAAAAUCAAAGAUUCUAUCGAUCUACUGUCGCGGCGAUAGACGCCCACAGAGAAGCAAAAGAGGCUGCAUCAAAACAGAAUGUGCAACCGCAGAAACCCGCCGCUCCAAAACCCGUCGAGAAUGCAAAACCUGUAGUGAAGGAGGCGGACGGAGUCAAGGCGGCCAUCCCCAAAGGCGCCAGUGAGGAGAUGGAGGAGAUCCCAAUUGCAGGACGUACGAAGAUGACGGUACCAAAGAACAAGAAUCAGGAUCCGCCCAAGCAACAGCCCGACCCGGCAUCUUCUGAGGAUGACCCCGCCGUUAAAAAUGAGCUCAAUGCUAUUCUCAAGAGGUCGCCCAUCGUUAUUUUCUCUAAAUCCUACUGUCCUUAUAGCAAGCGGGCAAAGUCUAUCCUCCUCGAGAAAUAUAAUAUAGUACCUGCGCCGCACGUGGUCGAACUUGAUCAGCAUGCAAUGGGACAACAACUUCAAUCGCUCUUGGCAGAGAACACCGGCCGACGUACUGUACCCAAUGUACUCGUCAAUGGAAAGAGUAUAGGCGGCGGUGACGACGUGACUGCACUUGAUGAGAAGGACGAGCUUGCCUCGACGCUGAAGAGUCUGGGUGGGAAAUGGAUACAGGAGGUCGAUCGUAAGGACCAAAAUAAGCAAGCUGAGUGA
Aspergillus udagawae is the source of this 753-nucleotide messenger RNA. Its product is annotated as glutaredoxin. The transcript has 3 exons. Gene Ontology annotation, cellular component: cis-Golgi network; cytoplasm; Golgi lumen. The coding region runs from base 1 to 753 and encodes 250 amino acids. Gene Ontology annotation, molecular function: glutathione disulfide oxidoreductase activity. Lineage: Eukaryota; Fungi; Ascomycota; Eurotiomycetes; Eurotiales; Aspergillaceae. Gene Ontology annotation, biological process: cellular response to oxidative stress. The record is from RefSeq and is a predicted model, not a curated record.